GAGUGGCCGCACAAUCUUCACCGGAUUCGGUAUCGAAUGUUGCUCCGCUACUUCACACGCUGACAUUGUCGUUCAAUUUAAUUCCUUGAUCCCUAUGCUUGGCAUAGGUCUGGUAUCUUACUCCGGAUCACACGCCUCCGCCUUUUACGAGAAGUACUUGGACUCGGAAAUAGAAUUCCAAUUUCCCAUGUCAGAAGGUGCUGGCGAUGAUUUCAUUUCGCUCCGCCGGGUUCGUCUGAGCUGUCUUCAUGAAUACAUUGGAGGGCCAGUCUGGGUGUUCUGCCGGGGAAACGCCGAGAUGACGCGCGAAAGAACAUUGGUGACUUCAGUCGAAUCGAUGGCUGAUCUAUGGGGCCCAUUGAGAAGAUCCUAUUCGCGCGAAGGAUUGAUUGGGCAAAUCGAACUCGAACGAGGUACUAUAGUGGAUCUGAGACCCGAGGCAGGCAAAGAAGAAACCGUCAGUUGUCAUUGGUUUAAGUUGGGCGAGCAGCUACCCGAGUCCUCUUUUCCUUUCAAGGACACAGCAGUACUUGCCAUCGGGUCAUCAUCUGUCAUAUCUUCUACUCAUACCAUGGCGACGGCGCAAUGCCAUGUGGGCUUGGACUACCGGGGGCUCGGGCCAAAACUGCGGGAAACGAGUGAGUUCACAUUCCUUGGGGUUGAACGGCCGAAUUGGGCAGCCGAUACAGAAAGUGCAAAUGUGGGAUUCUCCAAGUUCGUCAAUAUGAGUGCUGGGGUGAGUUUCAAGGGGAUGCCGGGGCGGUCAAUGAAAUCCGUGCUCUUGUUCCUAUGGCAGGAUGACUAUCCGGAUCCGCAGACGCUCCAAGUGAGAAUAGGACUGGAGAUUAGUGCAAGGACAGGAAAUGCACUCCGAGUGCCUCUAUCGAAAUUGUUUCGGUUGGAAAACAUUCAAAAUUCCGUGAAGCGCGUUUUCCCGGACCAGUUGUCUCGGCCGACGGACACAAAAUCCUUCCAAGACGCAUUCACUCAUGAUUUCCAUGGGUUCUUGGAGAUGUGGUCUGCCGAUGCUGAAAAUUCGUUCCUCUGCGAGAGCCAUCAUAAGGAAUAUUCUAUCCAACCUACAACAUACAGGACCAGCCGGAGGAGGCGAUCUCCGCGCCUGGUAUGUCGAGAGCGGUGGAUGCUUGCAAAUCCGAAAAUGUGACCGACACCCCUGGCUUGCGCUAUUGCAAGAAUCCGAGUAUAUGGCGUCAGUUGCUGUCAUAAGUCCACGGCACAUCCACUCCUCUGGACGCCACUGACCUUU
Aspergillus japonicus CBS 114.51 is the source of this 1267-nucleotide messenger RNA. RefSeq lists its product as uncharacterized. The record is from RefSeq and is a predicted model, not a curated record. The transcript has a single exon. The coding region runs from base 95 to 1165 and encodes 356 amino acids. NCBI's taxonomy places the organism in Eukaryota, Fungi, Ascomycota, Eurotiomycetes, Eurotiales, Aspergillaceae.